This is a messenger RNA of Tachyglossus aculeatus (Australian echidna), 1314 nucleotides long. It is a transcript of the gene ASPA, whose product is annotated as aspartoacylase. NCBI's taxonomy places the organism in Eukaryota, Metazoa, Chordata, Mammalia, Monotremata, Tachyglossidae. The transcript is spliced from 6 exons. The record is from RefSeq and is a predicted model, not a curated record. Gene Ontology annotation, molecular function: hydrolase activity, acting on ester bonds; hydrolase activity, acting on carbon-nitrogen (but not peptide) bonds, in linear amides. Bases 282 to 1229 code for a protein of 315 amino acids.
UCCUUCUAGCUGAUAUUUACAUAAGAUAAUCCAAAUAUGGGAAAGAAAGGCAGGGCUAGAAAAGGAGUGUGUCAGUGUGACAACGCCCUUGAGUUGCAACAGAGAGCUCUUAAGAGAAGCAUGUACUGUCGGACUACAAAUAUAGUUUAACUACCCCUGCCAAGACCAGGCCAGAAAAUGUUAUAUUUGAAAUAAGAAGUUUUUCUAUUGUUUAGAAGUUCAUGCUUACUUUGAUGUGUUCUCUUCUGGUUUGCAGAAAGUAGGUAAAACUACUAGAUAGAAUGACUUCUGGUCAGGUUGUUUGUGAAACUCCUGUAAGAAGGAUUGCUAUCUUUGGAGGAACUCAUGGAAAUGAGUUAUCGGGGGUAUUUCUGGUUAAACACUGGCAAGAAAACGGAACCGAAAUUCAGAGAACAGGCCUGGAAGUAAAUCCGUUUAUUACCAACCCCAGAGCUGUGGAGAAAUGUACUAGAUAUAUUGACUGUGACCUGAACCGGGUUUUUGACCUUGAAAAUCUUUGCAAGAAGGAGGCAGAAAAUUUACCAUAUGAAGUCAGAAGGGCUCAAGAAAUAAACCAUUUAUUUGGUCCAAAAGGUAGCGAAGAUGCCUACGAUCUUAUUUUUGACCUUCACAACACUACUUCUAACACAGGAUGCACAAUUAUUCUUGAAAACUCCAAGAAUGACUUCAUAAUUCAGAUGGUUCAUUAUAUUCAGAAUUCUUUGGCACCACUGCCCUGCUAUGUUUACCUGAUUGAACAUCCUUCACUGAAGUAUGCAACAACUCGCUCUAUAGCAAAAUAUCCUGUUGGUAUUGAAGUUGGUCCCCAGCCUCAAGGAGUUCUUAGAGCUGAUAUUUUGGAUCAAAUGAGGAAAAUAAUCAAACAUGCCCUUGAUUUUGUUCAGCACUUCAAUGAAGGAAGAGAAUUUCCUCCAUGCACUAUUGAAGUCUACAAAUUAAUUGAGAAAGUUGAUUUUCCUCGGAAUAAAAAGGGUGAAAUCACAGCUCUCAUCCAUCACAGCCUCCAGGAUCAAGACUGGAAGCCAUUGAAUCCUGGGGACCCUAUGUUUUUAACUCUUGAUGGAAAGACCAUUCCUUUUGAUGGAGACUGUGUGGUUUACCCAGUAUUUGUAAAUGAGGCUGCAUAUUAUGAAAAGAAAGAAGCUUUUGCAAAAUCUCUCAAAGUAACACUUAAUGCCCAAGGUAUCAAAUCCUCCUGCAUUAAAUGAAAUUAUUUUAAAAGUUCACAUGUUCCUUUUCAAAGGUAAAAUGAUACAGUAGUCCAUUUAUUCAUUUUAGCUUGAAUUUUAGUAA